Naumovozyma dairenensis CBS 421 is the source of this 2925-nucleotide messenger RNA. It is a transcript of the gene PET309, whose product is annotated as Pet309p. The record is from RefSeq and is a predicted model, not a curated record. The transcript has a single exon. Bases 1 to 2925 code for a protein of 974 amino acids. Lineage: Eukaryota; Fungi; Ascomycota; Saccharomycetes; Saccharomycetales; Saccharomycetaceae. Gene Ontology annotation, molecular function: protein binding.
AUGCGGAGGUAUUCUGUGCAAGCAAUAAGAAAUCUCGACUUAAUUAGUCGAAAUAAGAGUACCCUUGCAACGCCUCAGAGCAUCGAAAAUAGAUUGAAAGGGAAAGAUAACAAACCAUUGGUAUCAAUUUUACCUAGUUUAAUUGAUCGACAUUUACAAAAAAAUAGGAAUGAUUUAGAUCCAGAUUAUCGAGCGAAAUUAUUAGGUUAUUUAUAUCACCGCCAAGCUUACUCUGCAUUGCUACGUGUAGGACCUAGGCUACUUUAUGAAAAUGAAUAUAUUAAUGCCAAAACACGAAUAAAAAAUGACAAUGGUAAUGAUAAUAAUAGUAAUUUUCUCCGGUACGAUUGGAAAAGAUUCGAGUUGAAAUAUUUUCUGUUUUCUUUAAUCCAAACUGGUAAGUUCAAAUCGCUUGAUCUAGUGGUUUGUAAGCUGAUAACACAUUUUUCAUUAACACGAAAAUCAGAUGUUAUAUAUUUAAUUAAUUCAGUGUUAAUCAAAAUGGAAAAAUAUCACCUAGAGACUAACAAACAAUUAAAUCCCAAGGAAAUAAUAUUCAAAUGGGUAAAAUGGAUGAACAUACUAAAUGGGCAUUGUGAAUUCAACAACUAUAUUACAAACUCUAGUAUAUUGAGACCAUUUCUAGAGUUUAUUGUACGGCUUUCCAAGAAGAAGGAACCGGCAUUCUUUUAUGAAGUACUUGAUGAGAUAAGAAAUCGUCAAGGUCUCCACACGGUAUCACAAUUUUCCACUACAUUGAUUCAAUUAUUUAACCAUUAUAGAAGAUUUGGUAUGAUUGAAUCCAUCUGGUUUUAUAAAACGAACAAGAAUUUACCCAUUGUUAGUUCAGAUUUGACAUCCAUUUUAAGAACAUUCUGUCAUUUAGGUAAGUAUGAUUUGGUAGGUUCUAAUUAUAUGGAAUAUCCUGAAGCACAUGAUGAUAAUUCUCAAUUUGAUUAUUGUCUAAUUGCCUAUGCAAACCUCCAUGAUUGGGAAUCAUUACAAAAGCAAUUCAAUGCUCUUUUCGGUAUAGGGAAACUGCCCAACAUUCAACAGUAUGGGAUCGUUAUGUUUGCACUAGCCAGAUUAGGUGAAUUAGAAAGUGUUGAGAAACUAUAUUCGCAGUUAUUGAGAAGAGAUAUGCUUCCAACAUAUGCUGUUUUAGAAUCAUUGUUAUUGGCGCAUUAUAAAGUCGGUGAUUAUGAUAGCUGCUUUACUCAUUAUGAAUUUUUUGAAAAAUAUGAUGUCAAACCAUCUAAAUAUACAUACGCGAUAAUCUUUAAAGCAUAUCGUGGAUUGAAUGAUAUUGAAGGUGCCUUAAGGUUUUUAAAAAGAAAAACGAUGAAGAAACAAGUAGAAUUCACUGAGAGUCAUUUUGCAACUUUAAUACAAACAACCUCCAAAACUACUAAUUAUGUCGUCGGGAAAGAACUCUACCAAAUAAUGCAAAGUGUGUAUAAGAUCACUCCCAGUGGUAAGUCCGUAGCAGCUCUUAUGGAUGUUUACAUUGAAUCUGGGUUAUAUGAUGAAUCAAUCAAAUUGUUCAAGUCAUAUAUUGCCAAUAAAAAAGAUCAAUUUAUCGAUGAUAAUGUUGUUCCUGUAUAUAAUAAGGCAAUAUUGACAUAUAUUAAUAUCAAUGAUGCACACAAAUGCGAAGAACUUAUUGAAUAUGUCAUUAAUUCCAAACUUCCGACAGAUGCAUAUUUCUACGAAGUAUUAAUAAAAUAUAUGGUAAAACUUCAAGGUAAUUUUGAUUCUGCAAUUGAAACUAUAGAUCAAUUAAUGAAUCAUCCAACAAUAACGGUAAAACCAUCUCAUUUUGAGAUAAUAAUGUCAGCAUAUUAUAAGAUUUCAUACUACGAAGGUAUUUUCCAACUAUACAAGAAGAUGACACAAAUGAAUAUCCCUGUAAAUUCUCCAAUACUUUUAUAUUUAAUCAAAUCAACUUUCAAAUAUAGUAUCAAUGAUAAAGAAAAACUGUCAGAUGCAAUUAAAAUGUUAGAACAAAUUAUGGAAAAUGCUGCCAAGGGACAUUUAAACGUUUCCAUUAAGAAGUUACAUCCUUCCAUAGUAGCAUGGCCAAUGAGGAUAAUAAGUAAAUAUUCUAGUUCUAAGAAAGCAUUGGAACUUUUGAAUAAAUAUAAUGAAUUAUUUUAUGGUAAAGAUAAUCCAAUUAUUAAUAGUAAGUUGACUAUAAUGAGAUCAUUACUGGUAUUAUUUGGUGAAAUUGAACAAUGGGAUGAUUUUAAAUUCAUGUUUGAUAAAUAUCUCGCUAGGAUUGAGUAUUUAAAUACUUUACCAUCAAGUACAGUUCCUAAUAAGAAUUUCAAAACAUUAUUAAUUGGAAUAAUUCCAUAUGAAUUACGGUUUUUAAUUGCCACGAGACAACUAGAUCAAUUACCGAAAUAUCUUGAGGCUUGGCAAGAAAAGGGGUUUAUUUGGGAUAAUGAUUCAUGGAAUGAUAUAAUAUUAGCAUAUUUUAUGGAUCCUCAAAUGAUAGAAGAAGGUAUGAAACUUGUUAAUGAUAAGUUUAUUCAUGGAUUUAAUUUGAUACAUAAGAUCAGAUUGUUACGGAAUGAAAAUAAAGAGGAUACAAACAUUAGAUCGAAUAAUGAAACGAGGAGGGCUCUACCUAGUAUUAUGAAAUUAAAAGAAGAAAAUCCAGAAAAUUUUAUACCGAAACUUUAUUUGACAUCAGAUGUGAAAACACGAAUUAUGCAAUUGUUAGAUAAUUAUUUGAAUUCUACUGACAAUAAAGAAGCCAAGUUGAAAGAAUUUAUUGACAAAUACGGGUAUUUUAUGAAAAGUUAUUUGAUGAAUCCUAGAACAUUUGUUAAGAAUUGGGAAGAUAUAGAAGCUAACCAUGAGAAGUAUUUUAACGAGUUAAGAAAUACGAGGAGAGUUUUGCCUAGUAUGAAAUUUUGA